UGCUGGGCAAUUGGACCCGCUCAUCAGCGCUGCCUCACGUCGCCGUGUAGCGGAUCAAUCGAGGAUCAAUCCAGGAUCAAUCAGAGGAGAAAUGGCAGCAGCUCUAUCCCGUGCCCUCAAACUGCCCGGGAAGAAGGGCUCGGAGCUCGGGGAGUACGACCCUCUCACCCAAGCAGACAGCGAGGAUGAGAGCGAAGAGGACGACCUCGUGCUCAACUACCCCCGCAAUGGCCUCGGCAGGGACGGUUGCCUCGGCACCGGCUCCUCGAAGCUGCGGGGCGGCAGAUCUGGAAGGCUAGUCGGGGCCGAAGACGAAGCUCAGGAGGACGAAGAUGAAGAGGAGGACGAAUGGAGAGAGCGACUCCCCAGCAAAUCCAGACAGGGCAGAGAUGAAAUGAAAGGCGUGCAGUACUGGAACCACAGGGACUCAGGGAGGGACACGAUGGGGGAUGACAGAGGGGGGCCUGGGUCAUUGGGAAGCGCUGGACUGGGGGUUUGUAGUAGUGACGUGGAAGAGAAGAGAAUGAGGAUGAAGAACAUCAUCCGAACUGCUUUUUUUCUGGUGCCUGUGGUCUGUGCCACAUUGCUCGUGCUGCUUUGUGCUUUCCUGAUUCCUUGCCAGAAGGGAGGACUGGGAAACAGGCCGCAGUGGGAGAGAGAACUGGGAGAUGAAGGAGGUGUCACUCCGCCUGCGCUGGCGUUAUGGGAUGUCGACGGUGAUUCAUUGGAGGAUGUCUUACUGGGUGUCACUGAAUGCGCCAAUGACACCCAUUGCACACAAGGGAACAAAAUUUACAGUGCGGUGGCCUUGUCCGCAGUCAGUGGACAGGUGCUGUGGAAGAAAGUCAUGCGGGAGUCUGUGAUGUCCAUCCAAUGUGGUCUCCAGCACAGCUCCCAGCCCUCCACCGUGUGUCUCCUCAUCUGUAAAUCUGUCCUCAUGGCCGUCGACGGUACAACAGGGAAGGACUUGUGGAUGGUCCUGCUUAAGAACAUAGAAUCCCAGGCGGUGUUACUUCCAGACCUCCAAGGCGACUCAGUCCCAGAUCUGCUGGUAGCCACCCUACCUGCAGAUAAGGCUCUGACUCUCUCCCUGACCCUGAUCUCUGGGGAAACCGGGGCCAGGCUCGGCCAUCCCGUGCCCUUCAACCUCACCGGACAGGGAACGCUCAUUGGUCCUUUGCUGCAUGAGACGCAACAAGGGGCUUACUACAUCCUGUUUGGAAUAGGUAACGUUAAGGCCAUCUCUCUACGUGAUAUCUAUGUUCGUGCUACUGGAGAAUUGCCCAUAACUCAGCCGCUUAGAAAGAGUGAUUCAACUUGGGAGGCACUCAAGAAAACCAAUACUUCCUCCUUCAUACACAUUUACAGGGGAUCUGAGCGUGUGGAGUUCUUGCUCCCUCUUGUGGCUGGUUUUGGCAACAACCACAACAGCUUGGACACGGCUUCUAAUCUCAACAACACCAAAUGUGAGUGGGUGUUGGUGUACGGCUCCAGCAAGCUCUCUGUGCUCAGACAGUCAGACAUGCACAAAAAAUGGACUUCUAAGUCACCUCCCAUUUACAGACAACCAACCCUUGGACACUUCAAUGAUGAUGGAGUGCUUGAUCUCUUCUUUCAGCACUCAGCAAAUGGCACCAUGAAGGUGCAGGUCAUCGACGGAGCAGACAGUCACCUCCUCUGGAGCGCAGAGUUCGUGUGCCCUCGUCUUCAUUUGGAAGCUUUGUCGAUCUCCACCUCCAACGGCCUAUCUGCGUUCCUCUUCUGGGCCAGCGAACCAAUCAAAGCACAGAAAAACGUCACCAAGGCAACCGUGGCACCAGUAGCUGCUGCAGCCGAGCCGGUCAUCAGAAAGCUUUUCCUGCUGCACCCUGUGUAUCCCACAAUCCUGCUGGAGCUCACCAGCACCACACACACAACAGUCACUUCUUCAGUGAGUUACCAGGAGAAUCAGAAAGACGCCUCCUACAUCAGCGUAUCCUCCCGGCCCACACCGAUAUCUGAGCCCCGCGCUCAGAUAGUUAAGAGCAUGAGCCUCAGAGCUGCUAUCUCCAAAAGCCAGAUCAUCAGACUAGGGGAGAGCAGCAAGACCUUGGACCCCGUUAAACCAAGUGUAUUUGAACUCAACAGAUUCUUCAGGCAUCUGUCCUUCAAAAAUCAGUGAUGGGCCACCACUGCUACCAUACCCUGUGUCACAAGAAGAGGUAUGAUGAAGACUCACGCGAGGCUGAAUGGGACAAAAGCUGUGAAUAGCUCUGCACCGAGGACACGCUAAGAAUUCAUUUGAAGCCGUUUACCUCUCGUUAGGUUCACUACGUAUGAAUUUAAACUUCUGUUACUUGAGAUUUUUUCUUCUUUUUAUUUUAAUGUAAAAAAUGCUCAUUUGCUGGUAGUAGGAGAUUUUUGCUUGUGUUUAGUUCCUCCUGUUGUUUUAUAUCACAUCCAUACAAUGAAAAUACGCUUAUUUAAAUGAUUUAACUUGCAUUUAGGGAUGUCUUUUCAAUUGAAUUGAAUGUUUUCUGAUUGUUUGGACUUGAUGGCAUCGGGGUAACUUUAUACUGUCGUUGAUAAGUGACAGUGAACCACAAUAAUAAUGCUGAUAAAAGAACAUUUACAUGUGUUUACAGUAUGCAUCACUCAUACAAACCUUCCAUUGCCAGUAUACUCACGUGGUGUCAUCCUCAUCCUCAUGUCGCAAUCUAUCAUGAAGCCACUUAUAUUAUUAUCAUCUCUGCUCAUCAAUAAGUUAAAUAGCAUCGGGAGUGUGUAAAUAUUGAAUGCUGUACAGUAUUUAUUGAUUUUGUUUUAUCGUUUGGAUUGUUUUUAUUGUUACAUAACCAACCACUUGUUUGAUCUCUCAGAAUAUGUGGCUGCUAAAUGGUUAUGGCAUUUAAAUGUAAGCUGCAACAUCACACAUUGCAAGAGAAAAAUGUGAAA
Molecule: messenger RNA, 2934 nt
Organism: Scomber japonicus (chub mackerel)
Lineage: Eukaryota; Metazoa; Chordata; Actinopteri; Scombriformes; Scombridae
Gene: fam234b
Product: family with sequence similarity 234 member B
Exons: 13
Coding region: 92-2161 (689 amino acids)
Source: RefSeq, a predicted model, not a curated record